CAUUUUCAUAUUGGUUAAAAAAAGACAGAGAUAAACGUCAAAAUUGUAACCUCUAUUAUUAAAUAUUGUUAAAAUUUGUAAACAAACAUAAAUAAUGGCAGAUGAAGUGGAUUAUAAAGUCCAUAGCAUUUUGGACAUGAAAAUAGAAUUAGAAGAAACGGGUUUUGUGUAUUAUUAUUUAAUUGAUUGGGGUGAUGGAAUUUCAAAACCAAAUUGGGAACCCAGUUAUAACUUAAGCUGUCCCUCGAAAAUAAGAGAGUAUAAGAACAAACAGAAAAAGGCUAAUGCAGAAAAUAAAAUGAGUUCUAUGACGACUGUGCAACAAAGAGCCUACGUAAAAAUGCUUAAAGAAGAGGAUGCUGUUGAUAAAGAAAUCAGACAAAAAUUUGAAGAACUAUGUAGAUCCAGUCCAUACCCAAUCGCCUUUAAUAGACAACUAAACAUAAGAAGAAUAAUAAAUGCUUUUGAACAUAAAGGUAAAUUGAUUUACGUUGUUGCGUGGAAAAAUUCCAACAAAGUUGAUGCGAUACCGGCCAAAAUUUGUAACGUUAUGAUACCAGAACACGUAAUAGACUUUCUGGAAAGCAAACUUUGGGUGCGUAACGAUAGAGGUGUGUUGGUUAAGUGGGGUUAUGAGGAAGAUGAGAAGUUUGAUAACCCCUGGGGUAAAACACCGGAAAUUCGCGGUGAAAUAUAUAGUAUCGAAUAUAAUAAUUAUGAUAAAGAAAGUUCGUCACAAUCUGAAUUUGAGGAAGAAAUUGAACAGGAAUAAAUUUUAUGUGAUUAUUUAUAGUUUUAUAAAAAUUUAAUAUAUGUAUGUAAAAAAAACAAAAUAUAGCUUAACA
Brassicogethes aeneus is the source of this 845-nucleotide messenger RNA. NCBI's taxonomy places the organism in Eukaryota, Metazoa, Arthropoda, Insecta, Coleoptera, Nitidulidae. The record is from the annotation of a GenBank genome assembly.